Closterium sp. Naga37s-1 is the source of this 621-nucleotide messenger RNA. Lineage: Eukaryota; Viridiplantae; Streptophyta; Zygnematophyceae; Desmidiales; Closteriaceae. The record is from the annotation of a GenBank genome assembly.
AUGAUGCUUGCCGUCGCAGCAGUCGUCGUGGUCCUCUCCUCGAUCCCGUUCGCUGCGGCGGGAUCGCUUCUUGGCGGCUGGUCCGCCGUGAAAGGCGCGGCAAAAAGUAAGGAAGUGAAGGAAGUGGCCAGCUUCGCCGUCGACGCGUACAACAAGCAACAGGGCAAGAGCCUCAAGUUGGUCUCGGUCGUGAGUGCGAAGAGCCAGGUGGUCGCCGGCACCAACUGGAUCAUCACUCUGAAAGCCGCCGCCGUUACCCCAGUAGCACGCCACUUGGGACGCCGCCGCGCCUCCCCACCCGUGACCACCUACGUGGCGGAGGUUUUUCAGAGCCUGUGGCCGGUGGGAGAAGACCCGACGGUUGCAGCACAGCCGGCGGACGCGGCACAGCCUGUGGGCAAUGGGCAGCCAGCGGUGGGCAAUGGGCAGCCGGUGGUGAGCAAUGGGAAGCCGGCGGUGGGCAACGGGCAGCCGGUGGUGAGCAAUGGGCAGCCGGUGGUGAGCAAUGAACAACCUGUGGUGGAUGGACAGUCAGGCGCGGCACAGUCGGUCAUGAGCCGGCGGCACAAGACGGUGUUGGCGGAUUAUCUCAAGCUGGUCUCCUUUUCCAAGGAGAAUUGA